Messenger RNA from Alternaria burnsii, 336 nucleotides. RefSeq lists its product as uncharacterized. The transcript has 8 exons. The record is from RefSeq and is a predicted model, not a curated record. Bases 1 to 336 code for a protein of 111 amino acids. Lineage: Eukaryota; Fungi; Ascomycota; Dothideomycetes; Pleosporales; Pleosporaceae.
AUGACAAUGUCGCAACUGCGGACCAAUGAGCUCUCCCCUCUGGGAGUCACUCGAAGGCCUCCCAAAGUCCCCUUCCAGACAGCUACGAUGGUGACCAAUGAUGGGUCGAGAAAUGUUGAGGCUCUCUACCGCUCGACCAUGGAAUUGCGCAAACGUCAUCUCGAAACCACCCAGUCCCACGGUAUCAGCCCAGGCAAGACAGGCAACCGAACCACACGUGACACAGCUGAUCGGAGCGGGUCAACGGUUUUUCCGGGUGUUUCUCACUACACACCGGAACAACGUUUUGUGAUCGUGACGCCUGCGCCACCAAUAGAUUCGAAAGAUGCAAUGUAG